GUGUAAACCAGGAACUCGAUUCAGGACAAGUGGUGUGUUGGCAUUCUGGAGAAAUUUGGAUCAAAGUACAAUAAAACUGUGACUUCUGUCGUCCCGCGUGUCCUCAGGUUCACAGACAGCAGCCAGACGACCUGUGAUGCAGACACACCUCUGCUGAGCGACAUAUUCUCCCGAGAAACACGAGCACUGCUGAGGAAGGAGAAUGGGGAGGAAGGAUGCCAGUGCGACCAACUUACCAGUUGAUCAGUACCGAAAACAGAUUGGUAAGCAGGACUACAAAAAGACAAAGACAGCCUUGAAGCUCACACGACUGAAAGCUGAAGCAAAGAAGAAUUCCUCUGGAUUCAAGGAUGCAUUCCUGGUCAUCGCAGCAAUCCUGUUCUUCGUCCUGUGUGUCUACGCCUUCUUCUACCUCAACCUGAGUACAGAGAUUAACCUGGAUGUGGAUGUGGAUUGAUAAGCGGUGGACAGUCGGCCGACAACGUCACACAAGGAUGGGACACAGUCUGUCAGCAUUUUUUUAACACACUUGUGGUGGCACGGUGACAAUGAACUGCCUCUUUUGGAGAAAUGAGACAAUUAACCCAAAAACUGAAGUUUCAGGUUGUGUUUUUUGCAUCGUUUUGUAUCUAGAUGUUAAAUUUCUUCUUUGCCUUUUCUGCACGGGAGCACGCAAUUCACCUGUAAUCAUUGUUUUAUCAACACUAUGGUUUUACAUCCACAAAUGUAAAUAUCUUCUCUUCUGAGUCUAGAUCUGAAAGCUUUGAUUCCCUUUCACUGAAAAGAAUCAGUGACCUCUUGCUUGUAUAACACUCUGCUGCAAAAUCUACACAGCAAAGAAAAUGAGCCUCCUCUUCUUUUUUUUUUUUUUUUUUUACACAAGUCUUCCAAACCACAGUCGAGACCAAGCGUCUGUUAAUCAUAUUCUGCGGAGUCACGUCCCACUGUUUUCUCCACUAAUAGAAAAAUGUAAAUCUCCUGCCGAACCUCUCGUCACAUCGAGACAAACACUUGCCUCACAUUCCAGUGCACAAACCUCUCCUCCCGGAUAUCUGGAGAUCACAAAGUGUGAGAUUAGAAUCCACAAAGCCCUCGCCCUGAUUGAAUGUGUGUGCGGAAUACAGAACAACACAUUCUACCUGCCGCACAUACACAUGCUGCACUGAGACAGACAUCCUCGGGAUUAGCAUUACAAAUAUGAUCCUGUUCUUUCAUUUGAAUGGAAAUUACAGAGAUGAAUGAUGACUGAAUAGAGGAGAGCCUAUAUGUUUCUCAUAAGGAACACCUUGAUCAUUUUCCAUCUUGUCAAAUGCAUGUAUUGUUGUCCCCUUAAGGAUAUGAUGUGUCUAUGUGAAUAUGAAUAUCUGUCAAAGCCUCUUUAUCCCGAGUCUUUGUGCACCAGCACUGCGAGGUGCAAGGACUGGCCUUCCAUUAACUGUUUCAGUCCAAGUGCUUCCACUGUUUGAGAGAUUCCUUGUUAGCAAUGAUGCAGAGUCAGGAGGUUUUAUUUAGUCCAUUUGCUUUUUUUAAUUGCACAUUUAUUUCAUGUUUCUUUUCCAUUUUUCUCAAUACACAUCAACACGAACUAUCAGUAGCAAUAUUGCUCUCUAAAAGGCAAUUAAUGCAUUAUUAUGGACACGACUCUUUUAUAGUAGAGUGAUGCAUAAAAGGCCAAUACCAAAUAGUCACGAGACCCUGUGACUUCUCUCAUGCCUGACAUGUUUCCUUUUUUCACUGAGCCUCUUUUAAAAACAAGUCUUGUGUCUGUGCCUGAUUGUGUUCCAUGGCCGAGAUGAAAUCUGAGACUGAUUUCAGAGCUUUCAGUUUUUCCCCUCUUUUCUCCCAUGACCUCCCGACCUCUAGUAAAAGACGACAUGUCCAAGAAACCAUUAUGAUAAGCGCAUGCACCCGUACCGUCACCCAGUGGCUUUUAUCUAGCCUUGGUACAUCCAGGCCCCCCUCCCCCGCCUCCGUGAGUCACUCACAUGUGUAACAAUAGAUAGCUCGACCUGACAGACCUUCAUACGUGACACCUGUUAUCUAAAAGGUCACCAAUACCAACCACAAGAGCUUUGACAUCAGCACAAUGGAAAGGAUCUGGCAGCACAACCUAUUUAUUCACACACAUGUUUGACAAGAUGAGGUCUGGGCGAUUUUUCACAAUAGUCUUAUUGUUAUUGUUUGUAUGGUAUGUUAACAUUUUACAGUUUACUUCAUCAUUAUGAUUCGGUUGGGGGAUACUGUGUGAUACAUUAUGAACUAUAUUAUUCUGAUAUAUAUUUUGUUAAAUUACCUAUAAAAUCAACAAUGUGUAAUUUCUUUUUAAGAAAAUAUAAAUAAUGUACUAUAAUGUACCUUUUCAGAUUUCAAUUCAUUUAUUUGUAUGAAUUUUAAUUAUGUCUUAAAGGGGACUUUUUAUGGUUUUCCUUAUUUUCUGUCAUAUAAUUUCUUUACACAGUUCAGUAUCACUUCUUGUAGCCUCAUAACCAUAUAAUCUGCUAACAAAUCUCAUUAGCUAGCUAGGCAACUAGCUAGCAAACAAACUGCUACAAUAUGUAUACAUUUUAGGUCAACUUGGAUGUCUGAGGUGAGCUCAGCUUAACUACGGAGGAUUGGAUUAAGGAGUGCAUAUUUCCGGGGGAAAAAAAUCUGCUGCAGUUUUCAGAGUCAUCCUAUUGAUGCUGGACAGUUUUUCAGUGGUCGUACAAUAAAUGGCAAAAUACAAAUCAAUAUAAAUAAAUAGCCAUAUAAUGAAAUCCAUUUUGUUUUGUUUUUUAAAAAGAAAAGAGGCUACUGCUGCAUAGCAACUGCCUUGCACUGUGUAGGUAGCAAUGAAGUUCUAUUUCUUUGUAAGAAUACUUCAUGAAUGCCUUAUGAAUAUGUUAAUAAAAAUGGUUUGAAUUGGAA
Molecule: messenger RNA, 2907 nt
Organism: Epinephelus moara (kelp grouper)
Lineage: Eukaryota; Metazoa; Chordata; Actinopteri; Perciformes; Serranidae
Gene: triqk
Product: triple QxxK/R motif containing
Exons: 4
Coding region: 203-457 (84 amino acids)
Cellular component (GO): endoplasmic reticulum membrane
Source: RefSeq, a predicted model, not a curated record